Molecule: messenger RNA, 564 nt
Organism: Durusdinium trenchii
Lineage: Eukaryota; Dinophyceae; Suessiales; Symbiodiniaceae
Source: the annotation of a GenBank genome assembly
AUGCCAAGGGUCCGAUGGUGGCGAAUCUGGUGGCUUUGGCUUCCCAGAGGUGGCAGUGUAGAGACACCGCCACUUCCAGAGCACGUGAACUUGACGGAUUGGCGGGAAGUGGUGUGGGACGCGAGUUUUUGUUGGGAUCAGGACUGGACCUUCUUCCAGUGCUGCCGCAACGGCCGCGAUCUGGAUGUACUGCCCGGGAUUCUGCAAGGGCUCGCGAAAGUGCGUGGGCAUCCUGAUUGCUGGCAGCCUCCAGAGGAGGGCCCUGUGUAUCACGACAACUGCUGCGUUUUGAAUGCAAACCUGGACAAAGUCCCGCGCUUUGACCACAUGAUCUGGCAGAUUCGCAUGCCGGAAACGGAGCAAAUCUUGAAUGUGGUGCAAGGGCAAGUCUUAGAAACAUGGGAGACUCACCGUGCGAGGCAAAACUUUGUGAGUUAUCAGCAUAUGUUUCGACAAGGUGUCAGCGGAGUUGGUUCUAUAGCCAGGAAACUGAUUUUGUUUUGCUGCAUUUGGCAAAACUUUUUGUGGCCGUGGAAACAUCAAGUCACAGGGACCGCUAUCUGA